Larimichthys crocea (large yellow croaker) is the source of this 5160-nucleotide messenger RNA. It is a transcript of the gene btg1, whose product is annotated as B-cell translocation gene 1, anti-proliferative. Lineage: Eukaryota; Metazoa; Chordata; Actinopteri; Sciaenidae. The coding region runs from base 337 to 885 and encodes 182 amino acids. The transcript is spliced from 2 exons. The record is from RefSeq and is a predicted model, not a curated record. Gene Ontology annotation, biological process: negative regulation of cell population proliferation. Gene Ontology annotation, cellular component: nucleus; cytoplasm.
CCCGUGCCCCCACUCGAGGAGCCUCACUCUGGAGGAAGACAGUGAACAGGGCGGGCCGGUCAACGUGGCAUCAACGGACCCCCCCUUCCCUGAGUAACACCCCCUGUAUUUACCAAUAACAGGCGCCUGUUUUCCCAGCACUGAACCGUCCUGGCACACGGGGGAACGAAACAAAAAAACCUCCCUCUACCUCGACAAAUAAAUGCCAAGAGAAACGACACAAGCGCAAACAGAUAAGGACCCAGAAGUGGAGACGGACAGUCGGACGAACACGUACUGAAAAACGAAAAGAAAAAGAAACGAACAAACGCCCGCGGACAGCCGUUGCCUUUCUCAAUGCAUACCCUUUGUGCCCGGGGAACGAUGAAACCAGAGAUCAACGCCGCCGUCGGAUUUCUGUCGAGAUUUCUGAGGGUAAAAGGACACGUAAACGAUCGACAGGUCCAAACAUUCAGCCAAAGCUUACAGGACAUUUUGGCAGAGCAAUAUAAGCACCACUGGUUCCCAGACAGGCCCUGCAAGGGUUCAGGUUACCGCUGCAUCCGUAUCAACCACAAGAUGGACCCACUGGUGGGGCAGGCGGGCCAGCGCAUCGGCCUGACCAUCCAGCAACUCUACCUGCUGCUGCCCAGUGAGCUCACGCUGUGGGUGGACCCCUUCGAAGUGUCCUACCGCAUCGGCGAGGACGGCUCCAUCUGCGUCCUGUACGAGUCGCAGCCCUGCCCCCCAGGAAUGCCGGCAAUGGCCGCCGCCGGCUCCCCCUCAGGAAACAGCGGGCCGAUGGGCCCCAUGGUGGACAGUCACAUCAGCUGCAAGGAGGAACUGAUGGUGCUGGGCAGAACCAGUCCCUCCAAAGCCUACAACAUGAUGACUGUGUCCAGCUAAAAAGGGGGCACACUGUCACACCCCCGUCUCCCGGCCUACUUUUGUUCAGGGUCACGCCGUGGCUGGCCAUAUCAUAUGACCAGAUCAGGGUGAGCCUUUUUUUAAAAAGCUAAGAAUAUGAAAUGAAAUAGUGAAAGAAGAAAAAAGCAAAAGAGAAAAAAAAAGCAGAGGAUGUGGCCUGUCGUCCAGGUGAUGGAAACCUUGUAGGUUUGAUAUUUUUUACCCCCUCUCCCCAUUCUCAUCUGUUCUGUUGUGUCAUUGGAUCAGCUGGGCACUCCGUUUUCUAGGAGAGGCUUUGUGGAAAUGGAACUGUUGGGGCAGCUAAACCAACCAACCAACCAACUAACCAGGAACCCCCAUGGAGACUGGCUCCUCCUAUCCUUCCCCCCCUCCCUCGACUGUAAACAACAUGGUGAUCAGCUCCAUCUCCGAAUGGGCUGUCAUUGACUUUGCACUUUUCUUACUCGUGGUUACUAUGGGUACAUGUUCAACACGCCACCGCAAAAAAAAACAAAAAAAAAACACCAACACCUAAAUUGUAAGGAGUUUUUACCAGGAAUCGUUCCCUCGAGUUUUAAAAAAAUCCAGAGGUUACUCAAUUUGCCGUCUUUGCAUUUUGUUUUCGUUUCCUGUGAGGGGCAGGGGAGAUAUUUUUAAGAACAAGCCUUUCACAAAUCCAAGCUCAAGGUAAAGAAACCCCUCCCAAUGAGAGCAUCUCUAUUUUCUAUAACAAAAACAACCCCUUUUGGACCACAGGGAAUUUUCUUUAUCUUGUAGCUGGAACAACAACAACAAAAAAAAGGCUUUCCAUCUUUAACUUCUCCCCUCCCCUCUUUCUGCCAUCAACACCGAGCUUCAGAAAGAAAAAAAAAAACCCUCAUCUCAACCGUCUCUCGGCCUGCAUGUAAGUGCAAGUGGAAUGUGUUGUUGACACCUGUUACCUAUGGAUACCAGCGUGUCCUGUUGCACUGUCGCCCUCCCAUCACCCAUGUAUGUGUAGCUUUCCAGAGGAGGGGGAGGGCAGGAGGAAUAUCCGUCUCCGAACCUCCCCCCUCCCUUUUUUUUUUUUUUUUGUUAAAUGAAUGUUGUUGAAAUUCACAAUCAAGUUCCUGUGUUGUUGUUGUUGCUGUUGUAGUUUUUGCCCCCUUUUUUUUAACCUUCCACCACUUUGUCAUCUCCCGCAUCACCAAAAUUCAAAGUGUAGCAUAAAAAAAGGGGGGGCCUGUUUUUAAAAACCCAAAUCUUUGGUCGUGCGGCCCUGUUAAGAGUUGACAUUGAAUGCACUUUGACGUUAGAUUGUGUGGGAUGAGAGAAAAUCGCCUGCAUUCCAUCCAUUCAGAUGUCAUCUUUUCACACCGUUUUUAUUGCCCUCCUCGUUUUUUUUUGUUUUUAAGCCGUUUGUUCAUACUGUAGCUCCCACGUUAGACUUUAACGUCUAUUGGAUCGGGAGUUUACAACUCUGGAUUUCAAACCCAAUUUUUUUUUUUUUUUUACACUGUAUUUGUGAACAUUUCAGAGCUGUUGAUUCUUAGGUGGAGAGUAUUUUUUUUGGUGGUAUGUUAGAAACAUUCUGUCAUCCGUUCACAUGGCACUGUUCGCUCUGGCAGGAUGCAGAGCUAAGCUGUUUCCCCCCUCAGACACACACACACACACACACACACACACACACACGGUGAUUUGUGUUGCCGAUAGAGAAAGAAAGUUAGUCUUGAAAGGUCUGGACUAAGUGAUGACUGUGUGAGACUUUGGCCAAAGGGAGGUCUGGAGCGCCGACUGUUCAGAGAUUAAUUUUUAACUUGAUUUUAAAAAGCAAACAAACAAACAAAAAACAACACCGGGCCUUGUCAGCCUUCUGUUUUCAUUGAUUUCAACGGGAGAGACUUCUCCUUAUGUGUGCAUUGGAGGUGCAUUGCCUUACGGAGACCUCAUUGUCAUGAAUUAUGAGCCAUUUGUGAUUUUUAAAAACUAAAAUCAGGCUUAUAGUGAGCCAGCCUGGUUCAAUGUGCUGCCUGGACCCUCACUGGAGGUGUUCCCCCUUUUCCAGCCUGGCAGCUUCACCUCCCUCACCUCACCUCCUCCAGGUGUUGUUUUUUUCUUUUGGGAGGGUGGGGAGGGGGAGGUUUUAGAGUGCCUCAAAUGCCACAUAUCACCCCCUCAGCUCAGACCUCCUGUUCAGCCAAAAGCAAGCCAGCACGCUGCUAGCUGACCCCCUGUGGAUGCAGGUAGACUUAAUGUGACACAUAUCAUCGUCCAUCACCGUAAGGGAGCUGGGUAAGGAAGGCAGGGACCGUGGGGAGCUGGUGUGAGAGAGGUAAGGGGGGGGCCAGGGCCGGACACCUUUUGUCCAGGGCAGCUAAAAUCCCUCCAGCCCCCCUCCUCCUCUGGACUUUAUUAAACAUCCCCCACCCUGACCAGAAGCCCUCAACCCUCCCUGAGCAGUGAUGGAUAAAAAAAAAAACAACACAAAACAAACCAGCACACGCGCUUGGCGUGCUCAAGCUGCACUAGGGGGGGCUAGUGAGAGACGAGGAAACAUGGAUCAAAAGAUGAAGAAUUGAGGGUACUAGGCCAUUGUUUUCUGUUUUUCAUCUCACUGGAUUGCGCUGCACUUGAUUUACUGAGUUUGAGUAGCGACUUUGUUUACAUACAUAUGAAAGGAUGUGAUGGCUGUCUGACGUACCCCCACUUCACUCCCGGGUUCUGGUGCCCCGAGAGGCAGAACAGACGCAGGCACGGGGCUUUUCGAGCGUCGCUCGAGCCUUUAGCCGGCUGUCCAAAAUCUGUCACGGCAGGCCUGGUUUUUUCACCGCUCCUCGCCAGACCAAUGGGUGUUUAAGCUCCCCUAAGCCUGAGAGGAUCAUGGGUAAUAGAGCUAUAUCCUUUGACGCACUGCAACCCCCUUAACCCCCCUCCCCUGCUCUCUGCUGAUACUCCCUUCAGCAAUCUGUGAAAAGCAGUGAUUCCAUGUUGGCCAGAUGGAGAGGAGCUCGCUGGGAUGGGAGCCCGGAGCUUCGGUUUCCAUGGUGGACACCAGUUUUUAAAUCGCGCUGCUCCAUUAUAGCUUUUUUUGAAAUGUCAUGUUAUGAGAUUGGUCUAUAUUUCGGACGUGAGAUAAUCGUCUCGUCUCACUUUUUCCUCUAUAUGUACUUAAAUGGUCACACUGGUAGAUUUUGUUUUCAUCUUUCCACUCUGCCAUCCACAUUCUCUCCUUUGUUUUUAAAGUCUGGUGAUCUAACCCACUUUUAACAGACGUUUUUAAAAUUUAAAAAAUAUAUAUAUAUGAAAUCCCCCCCUCCCCCUUCAACACCUUCUCAACUCUACUACCACCACCACCCGAAAUGGUUUAAGUCCUCAGUAAUGUUGAUUAUAUAAAUGGCAUCCAUUCAGCUUGUGCGCACAUAGGUUACAAGAAAUGUCGUGAGAGUGCUUCGAGUAGUCAAGAGGUAAAAUAGCACAUAAAAUGCACUAAAUAUGUCAAGUUGAAGUUGUGACAUUUUCUUUUUUUUCUUCAAAUGAGACGCGAGGAGUCUCUCCUGGAAUGUAUUGCCAAACUCAGGCCUCGGACAUUCAAUAAAUACCCUUGUGGAAAAGUUGUGCAUGUUAAGACAUGAAGCAGGAAGGGAACAGCAGUUUCGUUGUUGUUUAUCGUCGAAAAAAACUUUAAAAAAUUGUCAUUUUUGAUUAGUUGAAUUAUUGCCACUUUCACAUUUGAGGUGUUUUUACAUAUUGUAGAAUGUAUUGUAACUGUACAACAAAUGGUAGAGUACAUAACAUUACACAUGGGAAGUGCCAAUAAUUGCUAUCCUGAGGUGUUUUUAGAUGUAUUCCUUUUUUUUGUAUUUCAUCUUUUAACAUGGAUAACGCUUUUUCGUAAGUGAAGCCAUUUGUGAUGGGAGUGUUGGCAAGGACCAAAGUUGUUUUGGUAAAAAAAAAAUAUUAGUUUCCAUGAUCUGUAAGUGUAGACGUAUCCUUUUGUUUUUUUUCUUCUUUUUCUAUUUUGUUUCUCUAUUUUUUUUUUUUUUCUAUUUACCUACAAAACCAGAAAAUAGACAAAAAAAUCUGAGCUUACCCAAGAAGAAAAGCUGUCUAUCUUGUGAUCUCAUGUCAGUACAUCUUUAUCGUGUUCAGUUUCUUUUCCUUGGGUAUGUUGUGAUGAACUGCUGUAAAUUUGUACAGUUCAUGUAAAUUGAUUGUGCGGAAGUUGUACAGAUUUCUAUAUUUUGGAAGAAAAGUUUUUUUUCUCUGUAAUAAAAGAUUUCCUAUCUUGGCAUCAUA